CCUCACUUUCGUAUCAUCCUCCGUCCAUCAAACCCUCCGGGCCAAAAGCCCCUCCCCGCGGCGUUUCUUCCCCUCCUUCAUAUUCACAUCUGCCUUCACCUUCACCACGUUCACGUCCACCCCGCUGCCACUGCAGCAAAGACUCACAUUCCCGCCGCCUGCUUGAUUCAUGGGCUUGCCGCCGAGUCGUCGCUUUGCUUCCUAUCCAGCGCCGCCUUCGAUCCUUUCGCCAUCGCUGACAGCCGCCUCGCCCACAGCCGGCGCGACCCUCGCCUCCUCAGAGCCCACUCUCCGAUUCCCCAGGCCGCAGGGCAACAAGCAGCUUGCAAAUUGGAUAUCGAGCAGCAAUCCCAACAUCAUGGAUCUGGCUCCGCUCGCCGAGGACAACGGCCUGUCCGAGUCCACCUACGAGCUCAUCUCGAGCACCGACACCGACACCGAAGAGUCUCAAGACGACAACUACACCGGGUCCAUGAGCGAAUCCAUCGGCUCGCUCGACAUUCAUCGCCCAGACGAUGUCCAAAGCUUGGCGGGCACAGAAGACUCGUACGAGACCGAGUCUGCGGUUGAUGAGGCCGACAUGCCCAGCACAGCAGCGUCUGACCGUGAUGAUACCGAAGACGAAGAGGAUGACGAAGAGUCUGUCCACGAAGACAGUGUGCUGGCCGAGUCGCAUUUCACAAAUGAGACUGCCAAGCUUGAGCCCUUUCCGCCCUUUGAGCAUGAGGCUUACUCUCACUCAUCGCUUGAAUACACGCAGCAGAGCUUGGGGACUCCUUCUUUCCCGACUCCAGAGGCCAGUCGGGUGAUUGAGAGACCGGGCCCAGCUGAGCCCGAGAAGAAGAACGUGGCUUUGGUACCUAUUGGUGAGCCACAGUCUGACGAUUGGAUAUUCGGCGCAAAGAAGCCUGCUGUAUCUUUCACGGCCGAAGCGCACAACGAUAUCUUGAUACACAUCCCCAAGAGUAUUAAGAAGACGUGGUUAGCCAAGGACUGUCUAUCUGUAUCUGUCAAGAGAGGAGAUGACAUUGUCGAUACUACAAUGUCCAUGGUAGACGAGGGCCUCCGCCUGCAGUUUGCCAAGAAGGAGGUCCACGGUGUUGUCAGCCUCGUGCUCGAAGCCAAGUGCCGUCCCAAGAUUCACAAAGUGGUCAAGGUCCACUUUGGUAAGGGCUUGAUGGAAGAGGCCUUGGAACGCACCAAACACCUAGCCCAUGACCUGUCCGGACUCGUGCCUGCUGCUGCCCAGGAGGCAGAGCGAUGCAUUGAGAACGCCAAGCAGUCCAUCAACUCGGCAUGUCAAAACGUCUGCCAAACCGUCACUGAGACUGUAUCAAAGACAUUUGGCGCCACCUUUGCAGAUGCCAAGCAGAAUCUCGACAACCUCGUAUCGACAGCCAAGGCCCAGUUUGAAGAAGCCGCUGAGGAGUUUACCACUAGGAUUGAUGACUUUGCACAGCAAGCUCUCGAAAACCUGCCAUCCGUCGAAGAUGUACAAAAUCAGCUUCACCUCCAACUUAUCGACGCACAGCUCUCAGCUAGGCUCUGGUGGCUGCAGGUCUUUGGCAGCGCAGAGGAGCAUGACGAAUAUCUGCGCAAGGCAGCGGUUUUUUCGGCCGAGAAGCACGCAGCUGCUGAAGAGAUGAGGAACGCAAAAAGGGACGAUCCUAAGAAGCCGAUAGAAGCAGCUUCACGGCUCUGGUCCGAAUGGUCCAAGUUGAAGAACAAAUUCGCGUGUGGAGAUGUGAAUUCUUGCAAGAACGCGGCAUAAAGGGGUAUGGGAUAUAUCUUUUGUUUUUAUGCCAGUAUCUCUUCUUCUUCUUCUCUAUUUUAUCAUCUCCCUUCUUUCUUUUUUACUUUUUUUUUUCUUGUGAGUUAUGGAAUCCGCGAGGAUUUGGUUUGGUAUGUAUUUAAUGAAAACUCUUUUAUUUUGAAAUGAGGCAGGAAAUAGGUAUGGAUUGGAGGAAACAGGAAUGGGAUGGAGUUUAUAGGGCUUUUUCUUUUGUUUGUUGUUAUUUUAUUUGUUGUCUGUUUACUUGGCCAUUGCUACUUUACUCGAUUUGUGAAGGGAGAUGUUGGCUUUUACUAUUAUAUGUGCGAUGUGUAUGGCAAAUGCAAAUAUACAAGCUGCUUUAUUUGCCUGGGCGUUUGGUGCUUUUAAUGGUAAUGAGGGUGACUGUGGAUGUGUAUGGUUUGCAAAUAUAUAUACUGCUGUGUUUGGCUGGAUGUCUGUUGAGUGUUUCGUCUUGGUUUACAGUGAUUGUGUAACUCGUCAUUUGUGUAUCUCUUUGCUACUAAUGAGGGAUCCGGCUUUUUAUCUCUCAGACUUUGUCCGCGCAUACAUCAAUAAUACUGUAAUAUUGAGUAAUGACCAAACCACGCUGUCAACACCUACGUGCAGUAUUUGACUUGUUCAAGGGCCUCGUAAAACAGCUGCUGGCAGAUCCAAGUAGACGAGGCCAAAUUAUAGACAGUACCUGUAGAACGUCUUCAUGGUAAUAGAUAGCAGGUAGUCCUAAGAUAGCGUUAGCUCCUAUACAUCUUGUUCACGCCAUAUUGGGAUCACUUGAUCAAUCUGGUCCAUCUCCCGUGAUUUCCCACGUUACUCGCUGGAGAGCCAUUAAAUCACUCAGAGAAGCACGUGCUGCUCAGCUAUUCACGAAAAGAUUAUUUGUAUUUAAUUCUCUUCGUACUCAAUGCCGUAUAUUGCUGCAGAGAAUAGCUGUAGACUAAUAUGGAGUAGCAGCCUAGGCACCUAUGAGUUGCAUGCAAGUGCAUAAAAAGGGGCCCUACAGCUAUUAGCCGCCCAGAUCUUCAGAGCACGUCAAAUCCAAGUAUCCCACCGCAGAAAAUACGUGCAGCGCUACAAGAACCCAAUAGAAGCAAGAGAAAAAAAAUCAACAGGGCCCCCGCCACCCACUGGAGGGGCAGCGCCAAAAAAAGCAAACUCCCACUCCCACUUUCCAGCCCAAACACAGCCCCUCCUUUUGUCGCCAAACCAAAAC
Molecule: messenger RNA, 3005 nt
Organism: Trichoderma atroviride IMI 206040
Lineage: Eukaryota; Fungi; Ascomycota; Sordariomycetes; Hypocreales; Hypocreaceae
Source: RefSeq, a predicted model, not a curated record